AUGGCUGGAAAACGCAAACGCACCUCCUCCGAUAACGCUGCGAGUGCUGCCGACAACACCGAAAUGGAAGAGGCUCCGGUAGCGGUACUCUCAGAGUGCCCAUUCAAGAUUGAAUACAAGUCUCCCGCGAUCAAGAAGGCGAUAGUCAAAAAGGCCAAGCAAGCUGCCGCAAAGCGCCAGAAGUCCUCUGUUACAUCUGGGGAAGCGCCGCCAAAACAGGAACUAGAUCAGACGGUACCCGAGGAUAUGCCUACAACUGUUUUCACCAUCAAUCCAAAGAAACAAUGGGAUACUUUGAAGAAGUAUCGACAUUUCGUUGUGGGAACCGAGAGCUUUGCGCUCCAGGAAUAUAUUUUCGUCAAUCACGAUAACAUUCCACAUGGAAUUGACAUCACAAAUAUGGACGAUCAUAAAUUCUGGGUAGCCCGGGUCCUUGAGAUUCGAGCCAUCGACGAGGCACAUGUUUAUCUGCGUGUGUAUUGGCUGUACUGGCCCGAGGAGCUUCCAGGUGGCAGAGCGCCAUAUCAUGGGAAGAAGGAACUAAUUGCUAGUAACCAUAUGGAGAUCAUCGAUGCGAUGACGGUUUCUGGAAGGGCGAAUGUCAAGCAUUGGCUAGAGUUGGAUGACGAAGAGGACUUGCCAGAUCUAUUCUGGAGACAGAAGUUCGACUUUCCGUCAGGAACUUUAAUGGAGGUCCGCGAACAUUGCAGGUGCCAUGGCUACUAUAACCCCGACAAGAUGAUGCUUGGGUGUACACAUUGCAAGAACUGGCUGCAUGAGGAGUGCAUAGUUAGCUCUGUGCAGGAAUACAUCAACGAGGCCCUUAUCGCCGGCCAGGACCCCAUGUCGCCCACAGUGGCGCUCACCUCUGCUCCUGAGCCUAUGGCCAAUGACGAGGAUACAAUUGUCACUACACAAGAAGCGACAUUGAAAAAGGGUCGUGGCCGUAAGUCGCUUUUGGGGGCAGCUGUUUCCCCCGCCCCAGCGACGCCAAUAACCCCAGCGAAUGGGAAAAAUGGGGGCAAGGGAAAGGGAGGCAAGACGGCAACCCCGGCGAAACAAUUGAAAGAGGUCGAGGAGAAAUUUGAAGUCACGGUGCGCUCAGAUAGCGGGAGUAACCCGAUGGUUAUCGUAAAGGACCUUAGGGGUGGAGCGACUGGUGCUACACGGGAGUGUGGCUUUCUGUGUGGCUACUUGCUUGGGACAGGCCAGCUUGACGCGAAUACUAUCCGCGAUCUGCCUCAGCUUUCCCACACGUUCACACACCCCGCCCGCCCCGCCCGUCCAUACCAAAUCCCAGGAGAGCUUAUAGACCAAGACCUCGAAGUCCGUCCCACGCACCUCCGAGCCCGCCCAUACCAAGUCCCCGCAAAUCUCAUACACCAAGACUUCGCAGGCCGUCUCGCAAUUAGGGCCGAGUCUGGCACCAAUUCUAGUUCCACCACUCGGACCGGUUCGAAGCGUGGUUCCCACCACUUGGAUGCCGCUCGCGAAGCAAAACGGCGCCGCUUUAAGAAAAGAUUCAAUUACAGUUCUUCACCUUCACCUUCACCUACUAACGCCUCCGCGGAGAUAUCUGAUACUACUGCCUCUGCGAAGAGACCUACUACUGCCUCUGCGAAGAGACCUACUACUGCCUCUGCGAAGAGGCCUACUACUGCCUCUGCGAGGAGACCCACUACUGCCUCAGCGAAGAUACCUGCUACCACCGCCUCUGCGAAGAUACCUGCUACUACUGCCUCUUCGAAGAGACCUACUACUACCGCCUCUACGAAGGUACCUAAACACGAACCAAAACACGAAUCUAAACAGGAACCAAAACACGAACCAAAACGCGAACCUAAACAAGAACCUAUUGAUCUCUCAUAUCCACCCGCCCCACGUCCACCCACCAACCGUAUAGUCACCGGCAUCGUCUACCCAACAUCACCCGAGACGGCAUCCGAGCGAUGGGCCAGGGCCGCGAUGGAAACCGGGUACGGCGAAGCUGUCACCAAGGGGAUGUUUCUCAACGGCGAGAUCAAAGUGGAAGGCCGCCGGGCCUACACUAUCAACAGGGCCUACCCCUGCUCGAGGUGCAUUAGAACCGGCGCUGGUAAAUGCGUGGUUCCAGAUCCGGAAUGGGAGACGUUCUUGAGUGGGUAUACGUGCCAGACGUGUACGAGGGCGGGUCAGAGUUGCUCGUCCUGUCGUGACUACGAGUAG
Messenger RNA from Morchella sextelata, 2205 nucleotides. RefSeq lists its product as uncharacterized. Lineage: Eukaryota; Fungi; Ascomycota; Pezizomycetes; Pezizales; Morchellaceae. The transcript is spliced from 5 exons. The record is from RefSeq and is a predicted model, not a curated record. The coding region runs from base 1 to 2205 and encodes 734 amino acids. Gene Ontology annotation, molecular function: chromatin binding.